GUGUGAGCUUACAAAUGGGUCAGUCCACCCACACUGUGUCAGUCUCCUCAACUUUGCCUGAACCUGCUACAGAAGGAAAACGCUCCCACUUGCUUUCAGUCUCGGCUAGAAACGUGAUGGCAAGUAAUUUCUCGGUGACUCAUCAAGCUACACUGAUGCUGCUCCUGGUAACUUGCACACACUUGAAUGAACUUGCAGUGGAUCCUCCUGAGGACCUUUUGAUAGUAGACCUCGGUCAUCUUGGACAUCUUGAGAUUACAUGGAGCCCCCCAGCCAUCUUAAUCGAAAUGAAAGAGUGCCCAGAAUUUUAUCAGCUGGAGUACUUCAACACAUACAGGGAGAGUUGGACUGCCAUCAGGACGCCUAAGAGGUCGUACAGUACCCAGUUUGAUCUGAUGAAGGACAUUAGAGUGAGAGUGUACACCUUGCUGAGUGGACCCUGCACCAACGGUACUAUGAUCAAGAGUACGACUUACACCGAACUGGUCCAGAAACCUCCCAACACAGGUGUUGGCGGUAUCAAGGUCGAGCAUUUUAUCUGUGUGUUCAGUAACAUGGAGAGGAUGGAGUGCAAUUGGAGAAGAAACCCACAGAUGCCAGCCAACUCUCAGCAAUAUCUAUAUUUCUGGCACAAGGACCUGGAACAGGCAGAGGAAUGCCCACAGUACAUAAUUUCAGGUGGAGUCAGGAGUGGUUGCAACUUCACAGGGAAAGCUCUCCCUGAUUACAGUGAUAUCAACUUCUGCAUAAAUGGUUCCUCUCUUGAAGGGCCCCUGAAACCAACAUUCAUCUCCUUGCAAAUCCAAAACCAUGUGAAGCCUGGAACCACAGAGAAGCUGCAUCUGCAAACAGGUCCAGACACGAUGGAAAUACAGUGGGAGAGUCCUCUCGGGAGGAUUCCUGGACACUGCCUAGAAUGGGAGGUGGAACACAGACAAGAAGCGCCUGAUGGAAAAAUUGCAACGCAGCUGAUUUUAACCAAACGGACGAGCCUGACCCUGCCCCUAAUCCACAACCAUGGGAGAGACUGCUUCAGGGUGCGGUCUAAAUUGCACAAGUACUGCGCAGACAAAAGCUUUUGGAGUGAGUGGAGUCGUCCGACCUGCCGCCCAGAAAUGAAAGUAGUCGCAUCUAAACCAGAAUGGGACAUGGCACCAGCCUAUGUCUAUAUUGCCGUUGCCAUCAUUGCCACACUGGUGAUGUCUCUGUGUUUGGGGGCAGUGCUCAAAGUGAGGAGAUCUAGACAAGAGAAGAAGCCAGACUCUCUGCUCACCUCUCCUUUUGCAAGAAGGUCUCUGACUGAAAAUCACAAAGAUGCCAUACAGUCAUCACCUGAGAUUGUUACCACUGUUAAUAUGUUACUGAAGAUACUAAAGUGAGUUAUUUAAGAAAAAAAUUUAGAACUUACAAACUGUAUUAUAUUAUUCCAACAUGCUGUACCGUGCUUGCCCUUUUUCUUUACAUUUUUAUGCAAAUGUUUAAAUUUAUAUGAACUACUCUGAGAUGUCAUGUUAACUGGAAAUGUAAUGCUUAUGGAAGGGGUUCUAUUUUUUAUAAUUGGUUGUUUACUUUUUGCUACCACAUCUGCCAGCUGAGUUAGUCAGCAGAGAAUAUUUUGUAGAUGUUGUGUUCAGGAACAAUUACUUAAUCUUUGAGAAUUACUUUGUGAUGUUUCACUAUUUUUCCAGAUCUCUUGACAGUUGAUUGGUCAGCAUGGGUCCAUAUGUGUGUGUGUGUGCGUGUGUGUGUGUGUGUAUAUAUAUAUAUAUAUAUAUAUUAUACACACACACAUAUAUAUACUGCUUAAUGAUUUUUUGUUUAAUUGUUUACUUUUUGCCUUAACUCUUGCCUUGUAGUUCAGACAACGAAGAUUUUAACAUGUCUAAACCCAGUACAAAGGUAUAAAUGGUCUGUGAAAAUGGUUUUGUACUAUGUCUUUACUGCACACUUCAAGCCAGUGAAGUCUUUCAAAAACCAGCAUAAUUUACUGUGCAACUGAGAGGGAUAUACCAUAUUUCUUUAAAUGGGUUAAUGCAGAAGAAAUGAGUGUGUCAGGGUGUUUUAAUGCCACAACUUGCCAGUUUUUUUUUUUUUUUUCCGUCUUGAAGCGUAUGAAUUAUAACUCUACGUGAAUGUAAAACAAGGUUUUUGUAACUGUUAAAGCAUUUGUUGUUGGUCAGAUAUCCUAAAAUGCCUCAAGUACAUCAAAUAUUACACCAAAUGCGCCUCCUUUAACUUUGGAAAAUUUAGUUGUAUUCAAUAGUAGAGUUGAUUGUUGUCGUUUCUUUUUAAUGAGCUCUAUGCUUAAUAAAAAAGUGUCUUUUUUAAUCAGAACAUGUUUGCAUGACAUCCAGAUAGCUGACUAUCUGUCUGUUCUUAGCAUCUUAGAAAAAAAUAAGAAAUAAAGGAAAUGCAGAAAAUGAACAUAUCAUAUGCAGCUUUCACGGAUUCAUAUCACGUGAGACUAUUUUUUACUAUUUGUAUUCAUGGAGUCUGAGAGGCAACACAACAUUUAAUGUUUUGUAUUAACCAUCCUCAUCAAAAUAAUUUCAACCUGUGGUUCAACUACUGUUAUGAAUUAAGGGGUUGUGAAUGAUGACAACCUUUUAUAUUUACUAUAUUUACUAUAAUACUGCCUAUUAUGGAAAGAUCAUGAAAGACUGUAUUUCACACGGAUUACUGUUUAAUGGGAUAUUUGGCUGUUUGAUGCACUUUACCUCAGUAUUUCAUGGGCAACAUUUGAUGUGUGUUCAUAGGUUGUAGAAAAUGAAAAACUCACUUUACUUUUCCUACUGGAACCUAAAUGUAAGUACAGCGGAAGAAAGCAAGACUAUUGGAACAUUUAGGCAUUUUAGUAGAAAGGAGAAGUAUUUUUUUAACAUGGGGUCCCAGGAAAAGAAACUGUGGGAACCAGCAAGUAUUUUAUUGGUACCUGAUUCAUACAGCAAAAUCACUAUGUAUGUGGUGGCCUGUAUUAUAAAAGGUUACGCAAAAUGACAGAAAAGCCGAUGGAUAUGAGUGGGUUUUUUGUUUUUUUUGGGUGCUUUUUUUCUGUUUCACUUUAUGGCUUAUUUCAAAUA
Xiphias gladius (swordfish) is the source of this 3080-nucleotide messenger RNA. RefSeq names its product interleukin 13 receptor, alpha 2 (gene il13ra2). The coding region runs from base 15 to 1379 and encodes 454 amino acids. Lineage: Eukaryota; Metazoa; Chordata; Actinopteri; Istiophoriformes; Xiphiidae. The record is from RefSeq and is a predicted model, not a curated record. Gene Ontology annotation, cellular component: external side of plasma membrane. The transcript is spliced from 11 exons. Gene Ontology annotation, biological process: cytokine-mediated signaling pathway. Gene Ontology annotation, molecular function: cytokine receptor activity; protein binding.